Messenger RNA from Cantharellus anzutake, 2001 nucleotides. RefSeq lists its product as uncharacterized. Gene Ontology annotation, molecular function: transmembrane transporter activity. Gene Ontology annotation, cellular component: membrane. Lineage: Eukaryota; Fungi; Basidiomycota; Agaricomycetes; Cantharellales; Hydnaceae. The record is from RefSeq and is a predicted model, not a curated record. Bases 1 to 2001 code for a protein of 666 amino acids. Gene Ontology annotation, biological process: transmembrane transport. The transcript has 11 exons.
AUGUCUUCGCGCAAUGACACUCUGAACCUAUCGCAUGCGAACAGCGGCGCACGCUCUCACGAUCGUUCGAACGCCCUUUCGUUUGAUGAUGUCCCAUCGGCCCAAGAAAUCCCGAUCAGCACCGAUCACAAGCAUUUGCCAGCUCACACCAAAAUCGUAAAACAAGAUAGAUUCAGAGCCUCAGGUCGGCCACGGAAUAUUGUUGACAAUGAUGAUCACGACGACGAAGACGGUGAUGGCUCGACCGUAAUUUCUGAGCUUGAGGAUGAACGGCCAUGGUACAAACGACCUUCACCAUGGUGGAUACUCCUCAUGUCUGGUUUUGUGACUUGCGUAACGUCAAUGACCGUUGCCGCGAAAACAGAGAUCUUUAUCCUCCUCGCGUGCGAAGAGUACAGAGGAAUUGCUUCCCCGCUCACCGCUCUGCCCAUUGACAACAGUAAUAGACCUAUUUCUCCCGGUCAUACUUCCGCUCCGUGGCAGCGUCCAGAAUCGAGUUUUACUGUUUUCUUUGGCGAUGGGGGAAUGCCCCCUCAGUAUGAAGCCAAAAUUCCGCGUCCUACAUCACAGUGUCGGUCAGAUCCGGAAGUUGGCCGUCGUGUCGCGGAGCUGGGAACGAUGGUCUCUCUGGUGUUGGGACUUCUUUCUGUUUUGACGACUGGAUUUUGGUCAAAACUGUCAGAUAGCAAGGGACGCACAUGGGUUCUCAGAUUUGUUGCUCUGGGAUCGGUCUUAUCAGACAUCAACUUCUUCGCCGUCACGCUUCAUUCUCGCAAGAUUGCCGGCGGCUAUGAUCGAUUCGUAUGGAGCUCCGUCGCUGACGGGCUGGUUGGGGGGGCCAUGACGAGGUCGGCAGCAGCGCAUGCCUAUGUCAGUGAUUGCGCCGACCCGACAGCCAGGUCCCGUAUGUUCUCUCUCUACGUGGGCAUUGGACAUGUAGGGAUGUCAGUCGGUCCAGCUCGAGACCUUCUUACGCCGUUCUACGUUGCUACGGCAGGCCACGUUGUCUACCUUCUGAUUAUGUGCUUCCUAAUUCCCGAAUCACUCUCUAAGCGUCAAAUGGCUAUCACCGCAGAGAAGAGAAGGGCAAGAAAUGAUGCGAGUAGGGAGAUAGCUAGAAGCUCACGUCGGACUAGCGUGCGAAUAAGGAGGGUUGCGAGGGCUUUGGGGGGGUUUCUAGAGCCUUUGAUGGUGUUUGCUCCUGUUCAUAGAGAACAGAGUGGGAGUUAUCGGAAGAGGGAUUGGAAUUUACUGUGCAUUGCUGGCGCUUCUGUAUUUGUGACAUUGCUUGUUGGCGCUCCGCAAUUCGAGUUCCAGUAUACUGCCGCGCUAUUUGAUUGGACCUCUGAAGAGAUUGGGUAUUGGGUAGCUGCUGUUCAAGUCGUCCAGUCUUUUCAUCUCGUUGUUUUACUGCCGCUGAUAACCAAGAUUUUUGGUCCAAGACAUGCUGACUUGCAUGUCCAAGAUGUUGCACCAGACGAUCGGAACCACACCAACGCGGCGAGUAGCAACAUGGAACGGGAACCGCUCAUCCAUUCAUCCGGUGGCGUCUCUCCUGCCCCCCCACGUAACUCGCGUCUCAACUCGCGUCAUGCAACUUAUAACGCUGCGUUCGAUCUUCGUAUCGCUAAGGGAUCACUGAUCGUGGAUAUGAUCUCUGCCUUUUUGACAAGUUUCGCCCCCGGACCUCGGACAUUCAGUGUUGCAACGCUCCUUUCGUCGCUCGGCGUCGGAUUUAAACCUGUCCAUCUGAGUUUGGCGUUGUCGCUUAUGCCAAGGGGCAGUGCUGAUGCUGGGAAGCUCUUUGGUGCAUUUGCAGUCAUGAGGUCUUUGGGCCACAUUGCUGGAUCUGCCGUAUUUGGUACAACCUACAUUCUGACUCAUUUCUGGCUUCCGCAAGGGAUAUUUUGGCUAUCCUUUCUCAUUUCUUCUGUUGCUCUCAUGCUGUUGUCAUUCAUUAGACUUCCUCCCGCUCUACCACAUAGCGCGGGCGUUCCCUAG